Salvia hispanica is the source of this 1026-nucleotide messenger RNA. RefSeq lists its product as uncharacterized. NCBI's taxonomy places the organism in Eukaryota, Viridiplantae, Streptophyta, Magnoliopsida, Lamiales, Lamiaceae. The record is from RefSeq and is a predicted model, not a curated record.
AUGUCGAUGAACUUCCUGAUUUGGAAUGCUCGGGGUGUUGCCAAUGCUAAUACCCAGAGCAUCAUCAAAAAAAUGGUAAGAGAAAAUAAAAUCUCUGUUUUGGCUAUCAUUGAGCCUCUAACUAAGCCGAGACCGGAGUUCUUCAAUAGGGUCUUUGGGUUGAAUUUUAAGAGGUCUAAUUGCAAUGGGCAGAUUUGGAUUUUUGUGGCAGAAGGCAUAGAAGUGGAUGGAUGGGAGGAUUCUGAGCAAGUCUUACAUGCUCGGUUUAUUUCCCCGAUUUUAUCUGGUCCACUCUUUAUCUCGGUGACUUAUGGCAAAUGCUUUAGGGAAGGAAGGAAGAUGAUGUGGGAUAAACUGCGAGAAAUUGCCUCAAAUCUGGAUGGGGAUCCUUGGCUGGUGGGUGGUGAUUUUAAUAUUUUCGUCUCGGAGGAGGAAAGGCAGGGGAAGGGGAGUGUGAAGAGAAGAACCAGAGAGAUGGCAGAUUUUGCAGAGGCUAUCAAUGACUGCCAGCUUUUAGAUGUGGGAGCGGAUGGGCAUAAAUUCACAUGGGUGAGAGGGGACACGUUUGAAAGGCUGGAUAGAGUCUUAAUUGGUGAAGGGUGGGCAAAGAUGUUUGAAUCUACCAGAGUGACAAACCUCCCCAGAAUUCUUUCAGAUCAUUGUCCUCUCCUGGUAAGGUGUCAAGCUCCGGGUCCUCGAGUUAAGCCUUCCUUCCGAUUUCAAAACAUGUGGGUAAGGCAUAAGUUGUUUCUUAUGGAAGUUGAAAGAUGUUGGAGGGAAGAAACAGGCAUGGAUGGCAUGAUUAAUGUGCAAAUUAAGUUAUGUCGUUUGAAGAGGAGUUUGAGAAUUUGGAAUCGGGUAGUGUUUGGCAAUAUCUUCGAGAAGCUGAAAAAGGCAGAGUUAGAGGCCAAGGAAGCUAUGGAAAGAUAUGAACAGAAUCCCACCUUGUUGCUGAGAUCAGAAUCAAAUAGAUCAGCGGCGGAAUUCCUUGUGGCUCUUAAAAUGGAGGAGGAAUUUUGGCGGUAA